This is a messenger RNA of Colletotrichum karsti, 1044 nucleotides long. RefSeq names its product d-isomer specific 2-hydroxyacid dehydrogenase. The transcript is spliced from 4 exons. The record is from RefSeq and is a predicted model, not a curated record. Gene Ontology annotation, molecular function: NAD binding. NCBI's taxonomy places the organism in Eukaryota, Fungi, Ascomycota, Sordariomycetes, Glomerellales, Glomerellaceae. Bases 1 to 1044 code for a protein of 347 amino acids.
AUGGCCACCGAAGACCUGCUCCUGAUUCUCAUGCCCUGGACGCCGGACCCGGCCUGGGUCGCCAGUCUCGGCAUGCCUGUUGAGUCCCGUAAGAUCGGGAUGUAUCAAACAGAGCUACCGAAAGAUAUCAGCCCAGAGACGUGGGCGAAAGUCACGAUCUUAUUCACUUGGAAAUCCUUUCCCACCAAAGAGAUGGUGCCGAACCUGAAAUACGUGCAACUCCUCAGCGCCGGCUGCAACCAAGUCUUUGGACUGCCGCUGUUUGAGGAUACAAAAAUCGACUUUUGCACGUCAAACGGCACGCACCCUCCUCAAAUCGCCGAAUGGGUUUUCUCGACCUUUCUUGCUUUCCAGCAUCACAUCCCUGAAUACCUGGACAACCAGAGAGAGUCCAAAUGGAUUGAUCCCCCUUCCGAUGAAGACACGGAAGACGCAGUUGGCCUGCGUGUAGGCAUCCUGGGUUACGGCUGCGUCGGCCGCCAAGUCGCUCGCGUAGCAAAAGCCUUCGGCAUGAGCGUCCACGCUUACACUCUUCAUCCUCGCUCAACGCCAGAGUCCCGCAAAGAUGACUCCUUCACGGAACCAGGCCUCGGCGAUCCCAACGGCGAGUUUCCGUCGAAGUGGUUCCACGGCAAGGAGCAAUUGAACGAUUUCCUCGCUUCCGACCUUGAUCUGCUGGUCAUCACCCUCCCUCUGACGGACCAGACCAAGGGCAUGAUUUCUCGAGAGCAGUUCCAGUUGUUGAGCAAGAAGAAAACCUACGUUUCGAACGCAGGAAGAGGGGCCGUUAUCAACACCGAUGACCUGGUCGUCGCUCUUGACGAAGGGCUCAUCAGGGGCGCGGCACUGGAUGUCACGGAUCCGGAGCCUCUUCCCGCUGAACACAAGUUGUGGAAGUACAAGAACGUCAUAAUCACUCCUCAUUGCGCCGGAAACUCGACGCACUACUACGAAAGAGUGCGCAAGAUUCUGGUGUACAACCUCGAGAGACGGGCGCGCGGGGAGAAGCUUGUCAACAUAGUCAGCAGGUCGGAGAGAUACUGA